AUGACAGCAUCGUUCAGGGCUCCAGCGAGACUGGCGCUGCUGCUGCUGCUCACGCUCUGUGUGCGCCUGGCCCACGGUGACGUGUCCAUCUCGAAGCCAUUGACAGGGCAGACGUACGAGGUGAGCGACGGUGUCGCCAAGGUGUCGGUGACGUGGAUCGAGUCCAACGCGCAACCAAAGCUCACGGACAUCGAGUCGUACACGUUUGUGCUGUGCACAGGUCCCAACGCAAACAUCAAGGCUGUGAAGACGUUGGCUAAGCAGAUCAAGGCGUCGGACAUCUCUGGCUACACCUAUGACCUGUCCAUCGACUCCGAUGUUGGCCAAGAUGGGUACUAUUACAUCCAGAUCUACGCGACUGCGACUAACGGCUGGACCAUCCACUACAGUAACAGAUUCUUGCUGGAAGGCAUGACGGGCUCGUACGAGCCUACUGUUGGUGCAGUGACCAAGCCACCAGACGCACAGACGUCGCUGGAGAAUGGUGAUAACACGAUGGUGUCCAUCGACUCUAGGUCGUUCAGUGUGCCUUAUCUGUCGCAGACGGGCAGAACGAGAUAUGCCCCAAUGCAGACACAGCCUCCAACCAAGAUCACCAUGGAUAAGAGCUCCUGGACGCGUCGCUUCCCAACUUCAGAGGUUUCGUACUUCACGUCCUUCUCAUCAAGUUUGGCACAGGUGACGACGAUAACUCCAGGCUGGAGCUAUACCAUCAGCUCUGGCGUCAACUGGGCCUCUCAUGCUCCUGAUCCAAGUGCCAACGGGGGCUGGUACGCUGCCAGUGAGAGGCUUACGAGAACGCCAACUCUCACACAGGCUGCGCACACUGCAGAGGCCAUUGUGUCGACGUCAACGUCCUGA
This is a messenger RNA of Williopsis jadinii, 861 nucleotides long. RefSeq names its product cell wall synthesis KRE9KNH1. The record is from RefSeq and is a predicted model, not a curated record. Gene Ontology annotation, cellular component: extracellular region. Gene Ontology annotation, biological process: cell wall biogenesis; (1->6)-beta-D-glucan biosynthetic process; fungal-type cell wall organization. The transcript has a single exon. NCBI's taxonomy places the organism in Eukaryota, Fungi, Ascomycota, Saccharomycetes, Phaffomycetales, Wickerhamomycetaceae. The coding region runs from base 1 to 861 and encodes 286 amino acids.